Molecule: messenger RNA, 666 nt
Organism: Dentiscutata erythropus
Lineage: Eukaryota; Fungi; Glomeromycota; Glomeromycetes; Diversisporales; Gigasporaceae
Source: the annotation of a GenBank genome assembly
AUGACUAAAGUGAAUUGUGCAUUACCUGAAGGAAGUAACCUUCAAGGUUGGAUUUUGUCAAUCGCUUCAGGUUUGGCUUGUUGCGUUGGUGUACCUUCUCUUAAAUCAUUUUAUAAUCAUGAUCAACCACAAUCACAUCCACAUCCACAUCAUAAUCACCACCUUAAUCAACAAAAUCCAUUAAAUCCAAAAGAUCAAGAUCAAAAGCAAUUAAUGCGUAUAGGAAUUCAAACAGCUUUAGCUAUCUCCAUUCAUAAAUUUCCAGAAGGCCUUAUUACUUUUGUCACGUCAAAAGUAUCACCAUCUAUGGGAUUCGCUUUAUUUUUUGCCAUCGCUCUUCAUAAUAUUUCCGAAGGAUUCGCAAUAGCUCUUCCAUUAUAUAUCGCCACAAGAUCAAGAAUGAAAAGUUUUUUAUAUACCACUUUAUUAGGUGGAUUAAGCCAACCGUUAGGUGCUUUGAUUGGUUGGUUCUUUCUUAAAAAAUCAUCAAACGAAUGUUGGGAUCAUAAUUUUGUUUAUGGUGCUUUAUUUGGUUUCGGAAUGCUACCACAAGCUAUUAAGAAUGAUAGGUCUAAUGGGAAUUUAGUCAGCACUUUCUUUUUCUUGGGUGUUAUUAUUAUGGGCUUAAGUUCUGCCUUAUUUGAUCAUGCAAAAUCUUCAAAUUAA